Molecule: messenger RNA, 922 nt
Organism: Pomacea canaliculata
Lineage: Eukaryota; Metazoa; Mollusca; Gastropoda; Architaenioglossa; Ampullariidae
Exons: 3
Coding region: 144-866 (240 amino acids)
Biological process (GO): DNA damage checkpoint signaling; recombinational repair; cellular response to ionizing radiation
Cellular component (GO): nucleus; chromosome
Source: RefSeq, a predicted model, not a curated record
CACGGUCAAAACUAGUAAUUAAUAUUAAAUCUCCGUCUCAUAUAGUAUGAAGAUUUCUUCUUACCAGGGUUAGAGUUAGAUGUACGACUUCACAGUGUUCAAAAUGCCCGGACCAGGGAACGACAUAUAGAACCAAAGGAAAAAUGCCGCUUUCUAGAACAAGACGAUCAAGGAAGACACCACUGGUAUUCACAGAAAGUCCUGUGGAAAGCAGGCAAACACCUGUUACACCUGUUCUUUGUGCAGACAGACCUGUUACAGCAACUUCUGUGCCAAUAAGUGACCACAGUAACAAGCCUUGGGUUUCACCACAAUUUCCAUAUCCACAGACCUAUAAUGGAAAGCGGAAACACAAACAUCAUGAUAAAGUAAAAAAGUCUUCAAUGUCAGACAAAGAAAAUAACCAGGAUUGUAACCCAAGGACAAACUUGCAUCAUAAAUAUCGUUCAUUAGUUUUUCUGAAACAUUUGGAAAGAGAUAUCCAAGGCUGUCAGACAGAUUUGCCAGACAACUCCAAGCUACUGCAUCCGCUUGGUCAUCAUUCCAGCUGCAGCAUCCCAGAGAAAUUCUCCAAUCAAAAAUCUGAGAGAUCUUUGCAGUUUGCUGGCACUGACAUUCGACAAGCACACAUGAAUUCAGUAGCACUCCCUAAUACAAGACAACAGCUUUGUCCAAGAGCAUCCACCAACACAAGAGAAAAGACUCAUAAUGUAAACACUGGUGCUGUUUCAGAUCAAGGACAGUGCUGCAAGGUACAGUUGGAUGCUUCCUUGCUUGUUGUGGAUACACCUGAACAUGAAUAUCAUUUAUCUUACAGACAGAGACAGCUGAAAAAAAGUCAAAAACAAUUAUUUUAUCGUGUAUAAUUAUAAAUAGUCAUCGCUCACAAUAAAUGAUGGUCUUUUUAGAAGAAGUUUGUAAA